UUCCCCGUCUUAUCACUCCAUAUCAACUCAAAACUCCAACAAAAAAUGGAAGAAACCCGAAUCAGAUUCGGGAUUAUGGGGUGUGCUAACAUAGCCCGCAAGGUAUCGCGGGCUAUAUUACUCACCCCUAACACCACCAUCUCCGCAAUUGGCAGUCGCUCUCUUGAAAAGGCGGUCGUGUUUGCAUCAGAAAACCAUUUCCCGGAAUCUACCAAGGUUUAUGGCAGCUACGACGCCGUAUUGGAUGACCCUGAUGUUGACGCGGUUUAUGUUCCUUUACCGACAAGCCUCCACGUGCGGUGGGCGGUUCUUGCUGCUGAGAAGAAGAAACAUGUUUUGCUGGAGAAACCGGUGGCGCUUAACGUAGGCGAACUAGAUACGAUACUGGCGGCUUGUGAUUCCAAUGGGGUGCAGUUCAUGGAUGCAACCAUGUGGAUGCAUCAUCCACGGACAGUGAAGAUGAAGCAGCUUCUUUUCGAUGAACAAAGAUUUGGACAGCUUAAAUCGGUCCAUAGUACGUUGACAUUCUUAGCAGAGGAAGAUUUUCUGAAGAAUGAUAUUCGUGUAAACCCUAAUCUUGAUUCCCUUGGAGCUCUAGGAGACAUUGGAUGGUAUUGCAUACGUGCCAUCCUAUGGGCUCAUGAUUACGAGCUUCCAAACAUAGUUACCGCAUUUCGUGACCCUGAGUACCACGAAUCAGGAGUUAUCUUAUCAUGUGGUGCAUCUUUAAACUGGAAAACAAAUGGGAAAUUCGCAACUUUUUAUUGUUCAUUCCUCUCGAACUUAUGCAUGGACAUAAUCGCUCUUGGAACCAAAGGGAACUUUCGUGUGCACGACUUUGUUAUACCGUUCAAUGAAAAAGUGGGAUCUUUUUAUGCAGUGGAUAAUUCAAAAUGGGCAGAAAGGGCACUUGGGUGUGCUCCUGAACCGAGUGAGCUUAAGAUAGAAAUUAAUCUGCCACAGGAAGCCUUUAUGGUGCAAGAAUUUGGUCGUUUGGUUGCGGGAGUUCGGAGUAAUGAGGCUAAACCCGAGAAUAAGUGGCGAGUCAUUAGUAGAAAGACUCAACUCGUCAUUGAUGCAGUUGUAGCUUCGAUUAAGAAUGGCUUUGUGCCUGUUGAAGUUGUUUACUAGAUGUCAUUUAUAUGCCUUCAGUUUGGUGUGUUGGUGUAUGUUAUAAAAAAGCUGGUUCACGAAA
Messenger RNA from Helianthus annuus (common sunflower), 1195 nucleotides. RefSeq lists its product as uncharacterized. The transcript has 2 exons. Gene Ontology annotation, molecular function: nucleotide binding. Bases 46 to 1131 code for a protein of 361 amino acids. Lineage: Eukaryota; Viridiplantae; Streptophyta; Magnoliopsida; Asterales; Asteraceae. The record is from RefSeq and is a predicted model, not a curated record.